Molecule: messenger RNA, 1593 nt
Organism: Aspergillus steynii IBT 23096
Lineage: Eukaryota; Fungi; Ascomycota; Eurotiomycetes; Eurotiales; Aspergillaceae
Product: transcription factor domain-containing protein
Exons: 2
Coding region: 1-1593 (530 amino acids)
Biological process (GO): positive regulation of transcription by RNA polymerase II; aromatic amino acid catabolic process
Cellular component (GO): nucleus
Molecular function (GO): DNA-binding transcription factor activity, RNA polymerase II-specific
Source: RefSeq, a predicted model, not a curated record
AUGGCACCCCUGUCUCCAAUUAUUUCUUCAUUUUACGAAACCCCCCAAAGUCAUUACUGGCUUGUUACACAAGAGCCAAUGCUAUGCUGCACAAUCUUGAUGAUCUCAUCCCGCUACCACAUCCUCCCUGGAGCUGGCGGUACCUCACGAGGAUACUUCAUCCACACUCGGCUGUGGCAGCAUUGCCAGCACCUUAUACUGCGCAUAACUCUCGGCCAGGAAAAAACCUCAAAGGCCAAAACAAGGCAUCUGUCAUCUAUCGAAGCCCUACUCCUUAUAUUGGAAUGGUAUCCACGAGCGCUUCACUUCCCUCCAGAAACCGAUGGCUGGGACUCGGAUUUAGCUUUGUUGGCUCCGGACUGGAGAGACCCUCCCGUCACUGAUGAUGAUCUGCCAAUGUCCAAUCGUUGGAAGGAGGAUGUUGUUGAGCCAACGAAACGAUCGGACCGAAUGUCGUGGAUGCUGGUUAGUAAUGCGUUGGCCUUGGCGCAUGAGCUGGGUGUGUUUGGACAGGGUGUUCAGACACUUAAAGCGGACAGCGUAGCCGCGAGCUCUGAGACAGAUGCGUAUGUGGAAUUGCUUGACAGUAGACGCCGACGCCUCCCGUUGUUAUUAUUUGUUUUGGUGAAUCUCAUUGCGGCAAGGAUCGGGUGCCCGUCACUUCUACCAGCGACUCCGGGCGUUUCCUCAAUGGUGGGAGAGGAUCGAGAUUGGGUGUGUUUCAUGACCUCCUGGGUUGAGCUGACUAGGAUUACGAAAGAGAUUACAGAACAAUACUUUCCUCCGCUUAGGAAUGAUGAGAGAUCACAAAGGUGGAACACCACCGCAUCGCUGGGCAAAUGGCGAACCGUGCUGUCUAAAUGGUUAACUAAGGGAUCCUUAAUAGAUAGACCAUUUGAUGAUAUUCUGUACAUUGAAACCGAAUACCUUCGUGUAUUCAUCAACUCCAUUGAAAUGCAGUCUUUUGUCGAGGAAAACGUCCCACAGUCCGACCUGCCAUCACAGGCCAAUACUGUGGAAGCCAAAGACUGCCUAUUCCUAACAGAGGUUGUCGAAGGCUCAUGUGCGAUCCUCGAUCACAUAGUCCUUCGUUCAACCGAACAAGCAAUCCGAUAUCUUCCCAACCGCAUCUUCCUGCGCGUCAUCAGCUGCUCAAUCUUUCUUCUCAAGGCUCUAAGCCUUGGCACCCGUGCAGCGGCACUCAGGGACGCUUUGAAUCUCCUUGAUAAAGCAAUCGAUACGAUACAGUCGGACUGUCCCGACGAUAUACACCUUGUCUCGCGAUAUGCCGCUCUCCUGCAAAUCCAUGUUUCUCGUGUCCGCCAGACGUUCAGUAUGUCGGGUAAUAAUAUACCCAACAUGCAGUCGCAGGAAGAACAGAGAGAAGAGGACCCUGGAGGUGAAUUGCCUCAGGCGACUGAUUCGUGGGAUCAAGACAUGGGGCUGCCUGACUCGAUAUUCUCCGAUGAUUGGUUGUCAUUGCCACUAGACCCACUGAUGGCGCCAUUUGGGGCUUGGGAUGAAACCGGGCAGCUGGAUGGAUUGGACUCUGCAUAUUUGGAUUUGGACUUUAUUUGGAAUUUGCCGCCGUAG